This is a messenger RNA of Lycium barbarum (goji berry), 507 nucleotides long. RefSeq lists its product as uncharacterized. The transcript has 2 exons. The record is from RefSeq and is a predicted model, not a curated record. NCBI's taxonomy places the organism in Eukaryota, Viridiplantae, Streptophyta, Magnoliopsida, Solanales, Solanaceae. The coding region runs from base 1 to 507 and encodes 168 amino acids.
AUGGUAUCGGAGCCUUCUCGCUUUGAUUCACAGAGUUCUUGGUCUGUGGAAUUUCAGUUUCAACUAUUUGUCACUGGAAAAGAAUUAUGGGGCCAUAUAGAUGGAAGUGAUCCUGCUCCUACUGAUCCUACAAAGUUAAAUCAGUGGAAGGUCAAAGAUGCUCGGGUGAUGACAUGGAUUUUAGGGUCAAUUGACCCUCUUAUUGUCCUUAAUCUCAGGCCAUACAAGACUGCAAAGGCCAUGUGGGAUUAUUUACAAAAGGUUUACAACCAAGACAAUAGCACAAGACGCUUUAAGCUAGAGCAUGAAAUUGCUAAUUAUUGUCAAGGAGAUCUCUCUGUUCAAGAUUAUUAUUCUGGAUUUCGGAACUUAUGGGUUGAAUUUACUGAUAUUUUUUAUGCUAAAAUACCUGCUGAAUCUUUCUCUAUAAUUCAAGUAGUUCAUGAGCAAAGCAAGCGAGAUCAAUUUUUGAUGAAAUUAUUUUUGAGAGUGUUCGCUCUAACUUGA